This is a messenger RNA of Eruca vesicaria subsp. sativa (arugula), 1545 nucleotides long. The record is from the annotation of a GenBank genome assembly. Lineage: Eukaryota; Viridiplantae; Streptophyta; Magnoliopsida; Brassicales; Brassicaceae.
AAAAAAGACAAAAAAAAAACAGGGGAUAGAGCUUUUAUCUUCACCGUUGGCUUCACUCGACGGACGGAGGAAAGUAAACUACCGCUUGGUUCAGAAUCAAUCACAGAAGACUGUGCUGAUGAGGAUUAUCUCAAUGGCCUCCACCCUCCGACCUUCCUUGGCCUCCUGCUUCUCCGCUUCUCCUCGCUUCCCCCUCGUCUCUUCCCUGAACCUCUCUCGCACCUCCCUCUCUUUCUCCCAUGUUUCUGAGUCAAAGCUUUUGACUUUGAGAAGAAGUGUGAGCUGCUUAGGAGUAGCUGAAUCUGGAAAUACAGCUCAAGCGAGCACAGAAGAGGAUCUUCUCAAGUGGGUCAAAGAUGAUAACAGAAGAAUGCUUCAUGUCGUUUACCGUGUUGGCGAUUUGGACAGGACUAUUAAAUUCUAUACUGAAUGUCUUGGAAUGAAGCUACUACGCAAGCGUGAUAUACCGGAAGAGAAGUAUACAAAUGCUUUUCUUGGUUAUGGUCCUGAAGAUUCUCACUUUGUCAUUGAACUCACUUAUAAUUAUGGAGUUGACAAGUAUGACAUUGGCGCUGGUUUUGGUCACUUUGGCAUUGCUGUCGAUGAUGUGGCGAAAACUGUAGAACUUAUAAAAGCCAAGGGGGGCAAAGUAACGAGGGAGCCUGGUGCUGUCAAAGGUGGCAAAACUGUGAUCGCAUUCAUUGAAGAUCCUGAUGGUUACAAAUUUGAACUCUUGGAAAGAGGUCCUACACCUGAACCUCUUUGUCAAGUUAUGCUCCGUGUUGGUGAUCUCGACAGAUCCAUCAAAUUCUAUGAGAAGGCUUUUGGAAUGGAACUUCUGCGUACAAGAGAUAACCCAGAGUACAAGUACACGAUAGCCAUGAUGGGAUAUGGUCCAGAAGAUAAAACUGCAGUCCUAGAGCUGACAUAUAACUAUGGUGUCACUGAAUAUGAUAAAGGAAAUGCUUAUGCCCAGAUUGCAAUAGGGACGGAUGACGUGUACAAAACCGCAGAGGCUGUAAAACUCUUUGGUGGGAAAAUCACGAGGGAACCUGGUCCUUUACCAGGUAUAAGCACGAAGAUCACUGCGUGUUUGGAUCCUGAUGGUUGGAAGUCGGUGUUUGUGGACAACGUUGAUUUUCUCAAAGAACUGGAGUGAGAGGAGAAAGGAGACCACCAAAAUGGCUAAUUUCAUAGCUAUGAAAGAAUCAAAGAAGAUGGGUUGUUUGUCUUGUGGUUUCAUAUAUCUCUUAUUGGGAGCAUUUAGUUUGUUCAAAGUGAAUGAUUUGCUUUUCAAAUUCCAGUGUAGUUAUGCUACAGGAUGUUCCAUGUUGCGUCUUGUAUAUUAGUUCUACUUAUACCAUAUUGCCGUUGGUAUACUAAACCCAAUAACAGAUGAUGGAGACCCGGUGAUCCUGAUUCUACCCAAAACUUCACAACUGUGAAUUGAUUUAUUGAGCCUCUCAACUUGUGGUGUAUAAGUGCAUGUUUUAUGUGUAGCAGUGUUUUUCAUAUUAACAAAACUGAUCAAACCUUUGAUUACAG